AUGAUUUUCUCUUUGUAUUUUCAGGUCAUUCUCUCACUUUCUUUCUCUUUUAUAUUCCAUCUAUUUAACUUUAAGAAACACUUUCACUCUUUCUUCACCACCAACAACAAUAAUCAUAAAUGCCCUAACCCUAACCCUAAGCGUCCAGUUUCAUCUAACCCAAAGCGUCCAGUUUCAUCUAACCCAAAGCUUUUGAUCUCUCUUCCACCGCGUCCGACGAACCAAGAUUUGGAACAGUUGAUGGUUUGUACAGAGAGUAUUGAAUGUGAAAGCAUGCAGUUGGUAGAUAAUUAUGAUUAUUCGAUAAUAGAUGAAAAUAAUGAAGGUGAUGAUGACGAUGAAGAUGAAUAUUGUUGCAGGAAUACUAGGGUUGAUGAAGAAGAAGAAGAAGAUGUAAAUGGUAAUAAUACGUUUCCGCCACCGCUUUCAUCAUUAGACGGUAACGGUCUACCAAGUUAUAUUCUGUUACCGGUGAGGAUGAACGGAAGAUUACAGCUCAACAAAAUGAACGUAAAGAGACCUAAAACUGUUUACGCGGAUAGAGAAGAUGGACGGUUGAGAUUGUUUCUUGUUACAGAUCAAUGUUGCAUAGAAGAUGAUGAUGUCGAACCAGAGGAAGAGGAAAUGGUUGAAGAGAGUAGGUAUGAAUAUGAAGAAGAUGAUAGGGUUAGAGAGUGGAAUAAUAAUAAUAAUAAUAAUAAUAAUAAUAAUAAUAAUAAUAAUAAUAAUAAUAAUAAUAAUAAUAAUAAUAGUGAAAAGUAUAGAAAGGGGUAUCAAAACUGUCACCAGCAAAUGGUGAAUCAUCAUAUUCAUGGAAGUCAUGGUAAUCUACUCAUGUAUGGAGUUAGUAUUGUAUGA
Lathyrus sativus (Indian pea) is the source of this 858-nucleotide messenger RNA. The record is from the annotation of a GenBank genome assembly. Lineage: Eukaryota; Viridiplantae; Streptophyta; Magnoliopsida; Fabales; Fabaceae.